Aspergillus sclerotioniger CBS 115572 is the source of this 1149-nucleotide messenger RNA. RefSeq lists its product as uncharacterized. Bases 85 to 1059 code for a protein of 324 amino acids. The record is from RefSeq and is a predicted model, not a curated record. Lineage: Eukaryota; Fungi; Ascomycota; Eurotiomycetes; Eurotiales; Aspergillaceae. The transcript has 4 exons.
CAAUGGAAUAUAUAAUCCAGAGCACCUGGUCUGAUUCCUGUCCAAUCUAACCAUCAUCAAUCAGUCUGUCAUCUCCUCCUCACAAUGCCCGGUGUCCUAUCUCAGACCUUAUCCGUCAGCGACGGUCUACUGACCGCCGAGAACGCGGCGCUCCUGCGCCCCUCCGACCCCAACCUCCCCCUCGACGAACUCCGCCAGCGCUACAACGAAGACGGCUACCUCUUCCUCAAACAGGUGCUUCCCCGUGAAGAUGUCCUCGAAGCCCGCAGACAAUACUUCAACUACCUGGCUCCCACGGGGGUCCUGAAGGACGGUUCCGACCCCGUCGAGGGUAUUUUCAACCCCGAGAAGACCCCCGAUGACUUCCCGGGCAUCGGGGCGGGCGCUGCAGGCGGCAACGGCCGACCGGGUGGAGAGAGUGCUGCCCAGUUCGUCGAUCGCGCCAUCGAAGCACACUACAAGGACUGGUAUGCCGAGAAGCUGUGCCAGCAUCCCGCCCUCUACGACUUUAUCGCCAAGUUUACUGGGUGGGGCCAGAACACCUUGACGUUCAAGCGCACCCUCCUGCGGAACAACAUCCCUGCUACGAAGCCGAUCGGGGUGCACUACGAUCAGAUUUUCAUCCGACAUGGCGAGCCGACCAGUGUGACGGCGUGGGUUCCUAUCGGGGAUAUCAAGUUGACUGGAGGAGGGUUGAUCUAUCUUGAAGACAGUGCCUCGGCGGGCAUGAAAAUGGAGGACGACUUUACGGCCAAGGCCAUGGCGGCGGGCUUGACGGAGGAAGAGGCCAAGUAUGCGUUCAACUCGAAUAUGAUGUCCACGGGAAUGCUGUCGGAGAAUCCGGCGGAGUUUGCUAAGCAGCACGGGCGUCGAUGGCUGGUGUCGGCCUACGAAGCGGGGGAUGUGGUUCUGCACAAGCCUCACAUGAUCCACGCGUCGACGGUGAACAACGACCCGGACAAUGUGAUUCGGCUGGCGACCGAUCUGCGGUUUGCAGACUCGUCCCGGCCGUAUGAUAAGAGAUGGAUGAACUUUUACCGAUUCAAUGAUGGCGUUUGAUACAGUGGAUAUGAAGACAAUUUAGUUUAUUUAAUCGAAUGUAUUGUUAUGACAGCUGCGUCCUCAAUUGAUUGCUCAUCCACCGACGCU